Messenger RNA from Lontra canadensis (Northern American river otter), 1013 nucleotides. Its product is annotated as olfactory receptor 7G1-like. Gene Ontology annotation, biological process: G protein-coupled receptor signaling pathway. Lineage: Eukaryota; Metazoa; Chordata; Mammalia; Carnivora; Mustelidae. The transcript has a single exon. Gene Ontology annotation, cellular component: membrane. The record is from RefSeq and is a predicted model, not a curated record. Bases 75 to 1013 code for a protein of 312 amino acids. Gene Ontology annotation, molecular function: olfactory receptor activity; G protein-coupled receptor activity.
AGUGGUGCUUGUCCUCUUGUUCUAGAAAACACACAUUUGAUUGACUCCAUCUUUCCAUCAGAUUCAUCAACAACAUGGAACCCAGAAAUGAUACACAUGUUUCAAAUUUCCUUCUCAUGAGAGUGACAGAGGAUCUAGAACUGCAGUUUCCCCUAUUCAUCCUGUUCCUGUCCAUGUACCUGGUCACCAUCCUGGGAAACCUGCUCAUCAUCCUGGCUGUCAGCUCUGACUCCCACCUCCACACCCCCAUGUACUUCUUCCUUUCUAAUCUGUCUAUUAAUGACAUCUGUUUAAGCACAACCACGAUCCCAAAGAUGCUGGUGAACAUCCAAGCACAGAAUCAGAGCAUCACUUAUGCAGCCUGCCUCACACAGAUCUGCUUUAUCCUGGUUUUUGCAAGUUUAGAAAGUAGUCUUCUUGCAGUAAUGGCCUAUGACCGCUAUGUGGCCAUUUGUCAUCCGCUGAGGUACACAGUCAUUAUGAACUCCCGCCUCUGUGGCCUGCUGGUUUUACUCCCCCUGUUCAUUAUCAUCGUGGAUGCCCUGAUGCACAGUCUGAUGGUGUUACAACUGACCUUCUGCACAGACCUUGAAAUCCCUCUCUUCUUCUGUGAAGUUGUUCAGGUCAUCCAGCUUGCAUGUUCUGAUACCCUCAUCAAUAACAUCCUGAUAUAUUUUGCAACUAGCAUAUUUGGUGGUAUUCCUCUGUGUGGAAUCAUUUUCUCUUACACUCAGAUAGUGUCCUCUGUUUUGAGAAUGCCAUCAGCUGGUGGAAAGUAUAAAGCUUUUUCGACUUGUGGGUCUCACCUGUCAGUUGUAUCUUUGUUCUAUGGGACAGCGUUUGGGGUGUACAUUAGUUCUGCUCUUACUAACUCUUCCAGAAACACUGCAGUGGUUUCAAUGAUGUACACUGUUGUCCCUCAACUGAUGAACCCCUUCAUCUACAGCUUGAGGAACAGGGACAUGAAGGGAGCCCUGAGGAAACUCAUAAAUAGAACACCUUCUCUUCUGUGA